AUGCCUUCUCUGGGACUUGUGCUUCUGUGCCUGGUGGCCCUGGCUCUGCUGAGUUCAGCCAGCCAGCCCCCCAACAUUGUCCUCAUUUUCGCCGAUGACCUGGGCUUUGGAGAUCUGGGCAGCUAUGGGCACCCCACCUCCUCGACACCCAACCUGGACAAGAUGGCGGCCGGCGGCCUACGGUUCACCGACUUCUAUAGCAGCAGCCCCGUCUGCAGCCCCUCCCGGUACGCCAAUCCCCAUCUCCCUUUCUUGAUCAAUUGCUGGGAGUUAGUUAAUGUGACAUAAGUCACACCAAAGGGGGCAGUCAUCUUUCCCGGACUCAGUCCCUCCUCCCCACGCCCCAGAUAUGCAGUUAUACAGACUAUGCUAACCGUAAAAUGUUCUGGACACCAGUACACACACGAUGACUGGUUCUUGCAUGUUCUAUCGCUCCCUUCCCUUAGUCCUUGGGCAGGGGUGGACUUUGGUAAUAUGGCACCCUGAGCAAGGACAAAAUUGGGCACCCCUUCCAACCGUGAGUCAUUAUUAUUGGGUAUUAUUAUUACCGUAUUGGCCCGCAAAUAAGCCACACCUUUAAAAACAUUUUUUGGGGGGGAGGAAAGACAAUAAGGGAAUAUAAUCUGCUCCCUUAAAAUUGGGUUACAGGCUGAAUAUUCCUGCAUUUGGUAGAAUUGUAACUCUGAGCCAAUUGAAACCUUUGAUCUUGCAAGCCCGCAAAAGUUUCCAUACAACCGCUAAAAUCAUAAAUCACUAUUCAGUCGCCACAAUUCCACAGGCACACUUGUAAAUGGCAACAGUCUGAAGCUCGCAAAUUGGCAAGAAAACAUGUUUUGUUCCUUUUUACUGUACGUCUGUUUCAGCAGCGAUAUCCUAAAAACCCAUUUUUGUAAGGUUGCAAAUUUAAGCUGCAGUUUAACUUUUCACGGUCGGAAUUUGGCGAGGGGGAAGUGAGGCUUAUAUUCAAGCUAAUGCAGUAUUAUUCUGCACCCGCUCUGCUCAGCGCCCAGUGGGGGGGGGGAGGAACUGUCCAGAUUGCCCUAAAUCUGGCGCUGCCUGGGGCACCUUUCCUUGAGUGGGCAGGUGACUGCAUGUUCCUUUUGGAGUGGGUGGGGUUUGGCUGGAGCUGGGUGACUGCCUAGCUGUUGGCCCAGAAGUCUGGUGUCUUUCCUACGUGCUCUUACCCCUCCAGGGCAGCCCUGCUGACUGGUCGCUACCAGACCCGCUCCGGCAUUUACCCUGGCGUGUUCUACCCUGGCUCCCGAGGAGGCCUCCCCUUGGCCGAGGUGACUCUGGCGGAGCUGCUGAAGGGGCGAGGCUAUGCCACUGCCAUGGUAGGCAAGUGGCACCUGGGCCUCGGACCGAAUGGGACGUUCCUGCCCACGCACCAAGGGUUCGACCACUUCCUGGGGGUGCCCUACUCGCAUGACCAGGUGAGAUGCGGCCCGGUGGGCAAAGCAGGGAGCAUCGCAGGCUCAGAAGGGGGGAGGCUUGGCGUCGCUGCAGGAAAGGAGGAGAGCUGGGCUAGGAGACCCUUGUGCUUUAGGCUGCAGCUGAAGCAGUUUUGAUGAGAGGGUCUAACUCAGAUCUGCUUGGGGAGAUGCAAGGUUUUCCCCCUCAAUUACAGCAUUCACUGUGAAUUUGGUGGUUUGUUCAUUUUUUUAUAUAUAAAAAGAAAAGCACUGAAUUCAGCAGGUUCGGAUUUGAACCUGACUACCUUGGGAUGCGGGUGGCGCUGUGGGUUAAACCACUGAGCCUAGGACUUGUCGAUCAGAAGGUCGGCGGUUCGAAUCCCCGCGACGGGGUGAGCUCCCGUUGCUCGGCCCCUGCUCCUGCCAACCUACUAGUUUGAAAGUACGCCAGUGCAAGUAGAUAAAUAGGUACCGCUCCGGCGGGAAGGUAAACGGCAUUUCCGUGUGCUGCUCUGGUUCACCAGAAGCGACUUAGUCAUGCUGGCCACAUGACCCGGAAGCUGUACGCCUGUUCCCUCGGCCAAUAAAGCGAGAUGAGCGCCGCAACCCCACGACUGGACCUAAUGGUCAGGGGUCCCUUUACCUUUACCUUGAUAUUAUAUUGGCAAUACAAUAUCACUUAAUUCUUUGAAAAAUGCUUCUCACAAACAAAUCACAGAACUGAAGGGAUACUGAGAUUCAUCUAGUCCAAUCCCCUGCAAUGCAGGGAUUUUUAAGCAUUAAAUUAACAACGCAAUGAACUUUAAACAUUACAUUUCAGAAUGUGGCCCUGAGCCCUAUUUACUGGGAAGCAACAGCAGGAGAAUGCUGUUGCCUUUGGGCCUGGAACUUGGGGGUUUCCUGGGAGCAUCUACGUAGUUGCCCCUCUUGGGAAUGGGCUGCUGGUCUGGAUGGGCAUUUGGUCUGCUCUGGCAAGGCUCUUGUUAAGUUCUUCACUGUGAAAUGUUGAUGAAUUGUGUGUGAGAGAGAGCAGUGCCGGAUUUACGUAUAAGCUAAAUAAGCUAUAGCUUAGAGCCCCACUCUCUUGGGGCCCCCCAAAAAAAUUAAAGGGAAAAAAAACCUGGAUGUACAUUUCAAAAAUAUAAGAUAAAAAACAAAUAAAAUAAAACCUACAUACAGCAACAUUGUUUGUGUGUUGUGUAGGCUCCUAUGUUGUAAGUCAUGGGCCCCGCCUGCUAGCCUGCUGCCUAAAAUAUCACUGGUUUGCUCCUUUCUAUAAUAAUAAUAUUAUAACAAUUUAUUAUUUAUACCUGCCCAUCUGGCUGAGUUUCCCCAGCCACUCUGGGCGGCUCCCAAUCAAGUGUUAAAAACAAUACAGCAUUAAAUAUUAAAAACAUCCCUAAACAGGGCUGCCUUCAGAUGUCUUUUAAAGGUAAGAUAGCUGCUUAUUUCCUUGACAUCUGAUGGGAGGGCUUUCCAUAGGGCGGGCGCCACCACCGAGAAGGCCCUCUGCCUGGUUCCCCGUAACCUCACUUCUUGCAAUGAGGGAACUGCCAGAAGGCCCUCGGCACUGGAUCUCAGCGUCCGGGCUGUAUGAUGGGAGUGGAGACAUUCCUUCAGGUAUAUUUCUAUAUAUAGGGUGCCUACAUUCUGUGUGGACUAGUUGCAUGCCAACAUGUGCAAAUGGCUUGAGAUACCUAUUAGGUCCAUCAAUUACCAUAUAGCAUACAUUCAACACACAAAACAGUGACAAUUUGUUGUUGACAAUGGACAGCUGGACAUAUCAAGGGCCCCAUGACCUUCAGUAGCUGAGGGCCUCAUCAAACCUCAAUCUGGCCAUGUGUUUGUGUGUGUGUGAGAGAGAGAGAAAGAUUAAGGUUAAGCUUCAUCAUUGCCCAUAUGGGAGUGGUGCUGGUGGAGCUAGAACAAUGAGUGGCAACCCUUAAAUGGGCUUCUAAGGCAAUGAGCGCCUGUGGUUUUGUGUGCAUUCUGUGCCACUGGCAUGCUCUGACUCCUCCUCUCUCCUGUGAUAACACCGCCUUUCCCCUUCUUCGUCCUGCUUCAGGGCCCCUGCCAGAACCUCACCUGCUUCCCCCCGGACACGCCCUGCUUUGGGACCUGCGACCAGGGAGUGGUUCCCGUCCCCGUGUUCUGGAACCAGAGCAUCAUACAGCAACCUGUGUCCUUCCCACACUUGCAGCCUCUCUACAACAGCUUUGCCCGAGACUUCAUUGUCGCUUGCGCACGGCGCAACCAGCCCUUCCUGCUAUAUUAUGCCUCCCAUGUAAGUUCCGGAGCUCUUUGUGCAGGCUUGGGGCAAAGAACCCAGGCAGUUAAGUUUUAUUCCUGUCCUUCGGAUGGGCUGGAGCCUGUUCUCUGGAGUCUGCUGUGUGACAUGUGCUUGUAUGCCACACAGGCAAGAAUGAGCAGCCACAUGGUCUUCCACCUCUCCUGUUGAUGGGGAUUUUGAUGCACCCCGCUCCCCUCUGAAGCUAAUAUUAUUAUUUAUUACUUAUACCCUGCCCAUCUGUCUGGGUUUCCCUAGCCACUCUGGGCAGCUCCCAACAGAAUAUUAAAAGCACAAUAAAACUUCAAACAUUAAAAACUUCCCUAAACAGGGCUGCCUUCAGAUGUCUUGUAAUAGUCAGAUAGUUGCUUAUUUCCUUGACAUCGGAUGGGAGGCUGUUCCACAGGGCGGGCGCCACCACUGAGAAGGCCCUCUGCCUGGUUCCCUGUAACCUCAUUUCUCACAGGGAGGGGACCUCCAGAAGGCCCUCGGAGCUGGACCUUUAAAGCACCAGCACUUUGAAUUGUGCUCAGAAACGUACUGGGGGCCAAUGUAGGUCUUUCAGGACUGGUGUUACAUGGUCUUGGUGGCCACUCCCAGUCACCAGUCCAGCUGCCACAUUCUGGAUUAGUUGUAGUUUCUGGGUCACCAUCAAAGGUAGCCCCACGUAGCGCAUAUUGCAGUAGUCCAAGUGGGAGAUAACUGCAGCAGGUGUUUCUUCACAAAGAGCAGAACUGCUGCAAGUCUCUUGUUUUGAGUGGCUUUUGAAAAAGGGUUGGGUGCUUUAAAAGAAUAGUCUGAGUUCCCCGUAUCAUGCUUAGCCCCACCCUUGGGUGAUGAAGUGCAUCCUGCAAAAUAAUCACAUGUAUGCACAUUUCUGAUGGUCCAGACCCUUCUCAAAACCUCAAGGCUCUUCUGCUGCCAAAUAAUGAUUUUAUAAAUAUAAAAUGCUGCAUGUUUCUGACCACCAGGUGCGGGCAGUUAAGAGCACUGCUGGGCUGCCCCUGUCUUUAACAAAGAAUUGUAAGGGUUGGAAGGGACUCUGAGGGUCCUCUAGCCUAACCCCACACAAUGACGGACUCUUAACUAAAACAGACAUGGUAGGUGGCCGUCCGACCUCUGCUUAAAACCCUCCAAGGAAGGAAAGUCCAUCAUCUGCUAUUGUAGAUGGUCUAUUCUGCUACUGUAUGACUUGCGUCGUCAGAAAGUUCUUCCUGGUGUUUAGUGGGAACAAAACAAAAUAAUGAAGUUAAAACACCAUUAAAACACUGCAACAAGGCGAUUAAACCAGUUAGUAAUGCUGUAGCAGCCUUAUAAUCAGUUCAAAAGCCUGUGAGAAAAUGUGUUUCUUUAAGUUGUCUCCCAGAAGUCAUGGGGGGGGGGCAUAUCUCCAGAUGGAAAGACUUAUACAGUGGUACCUCUAGUUACGAACUUACCGGUAAUUCGUUCCGGAGGUCCGUUCUUAACCUAAAACUGUUCUUAGCCAGAGGCGUGCUUUUGCUAAUGGGGCCUCUUGCUGCCGCUGUGCCACCGGCACACGAUUUCUGCUCUCAUCCUGGGGCAAAGUUCUCAACUUGAGGUACCUCUUCCAGGUUAGUUGAGUUUGUAACCUGAAGCAUUUGUAACCUGAGGCAUUUGCAACUUGAGGUACCACUGUAUAUAACAAGGGAGCCACCACAGAGAAGCCCCAGCCAGGAAAAUGGGAAUGGUAGAGAUCAACUUUUGGACAAAUUAAGCUGGGGGUGGAGCACAUAGUUUUAAUUUCACAGCAUCUCCUCUAUCAAUUGCAAUGAGCCAGGAUGCCUAAAGGGGGAGAGAGCUAGUCCCUCCUGCAUCGUCCUUGCAAGCUCCCCAGAGGCGUCUUGCUGGGCCACGUUGGCCAAUGGAACCAGCAGGGCUCUUCAAAGGUUUCCUGGUGAAGCUAUUCUGCUGAAGUUAGGAACAUUGACAAGUGCCUUGCUCUCUACUCGUCCACAGCACACGCAUUACCCCCAAUUUGGGAGCCAAGAAUACGCAGGCCGCCGCCCAGGGGCCCUUUCGGAGACGCCCUCCUUGAGUUUGAUGGAUCUGUGGGCACAUUUUGCAAGCGCUGCAGGACGGCGGGGUAGCCGAAAACUCCCUGGUGUUCUUCACUGCUGACAACGGGUGAGGGUGCUUCUCACCUCCAAGAUAUCUAACCCAGAACUGGGUCUCAACGUUGUUGUUUUUGCUCGGGAAGCAGGAAAGAUUGGCAAAGACUGUUGCGGAUUUUAUUAGGACGGACAGUGAAUUGCUGACAUUGGAGACUAGUUCUGCUGCCUUAAUAUACUUUUUGACUACAGCUGAGCUCCUGAGCUCCUUGAAGGCAAAUUGAUCCAUCUGGCCAUAAGAUAUGGCUGCAGAAUUUGGGGAGCUUUGAGUUCCAGGCAACUUAUGUGCAUUGAACACAUGCAAGUUCAACUGUAUGCGGUUGGCAUUGCACAAAUUAAACACAUGGAAGGCAGAGAGCUUAAAAGCUCUUUUUGUGCAGGGCUUCCCCAGUGUGGAAGGAGCAUUUAAACUCUCAGACUUCCUUACUGGGCUCUGGGAGGCUCUCAUGAGAUCUUGGGAUGGCCAUGCAAGAUCUCGCAAGAGCCUCCCAGAGACCAGUAAGUAAACUCAGUGUUUGAAAGCUCUCUUUCCCAUUUGUGGUGAGGGGUUAAGACCCGUUUGGCAUGCCGGCUCUGGAAGGUAAAGAUGAUCGCACAGGGGCACUUCCAAGGCGUUGUUUUGACCAUACGCGAUUUUGGCUUUAUACACACGGCCCAGGGAAAUUAAUCCCUGUGUCACGCUUGUUAGAAAGGGGAUGUUUUAAUGGAAAAUGAGUGAGGUCCCAACCAAAGAAGAACGUUAACUUAAACUGAUGGAAUAUAUCUAACAUAUAGAAUAAGAAAACAAGAAAAAUGCACGUUUAAAGAAGACUGGAAAAUGUUUACUGAAUAUCUGGGUGAAAAUUGUGUUCAUUUGAAAACGCUGGUAGCAUUAAGAUAAAUUUGACAGUGCAAAUAAGAUUUGAUGUAUGUAGCAAUUGAUUACUGAGCGGUUUAGUUCAUGUAAAAUAUGUAGAGAUGUAAGGUAUGUAAAAGGACACGGGUAGUGCUGUGGGUUAAACCACAGAGCCUAGGGCUUGCCGAUCAGAAGGUCAGUGGUUCGAAUCCCUGCGAUGGGGUGAGCUCCCGUUGCUCAGUCCGUGCUCCUGCCAACCUAGCAGUUCGAAAGCACAUCAAAGUGCAAGUAGAUAAAUAGGUACCACUCCAGCGGGAAGGUAAACGGUGUUUCUGUGCGCUGUUCUGGUUCCGCCAGAAGCGGCUUAGUCAUGCUGGCCACAUGACCCAGAAGCUGGCACACCGGCUCCCUAGGCCAGUAAAGCGAGAUGAGCACCCCAACCCCAGAGUCGUCCGCCACUGGACCUAGCGGGCACGGGUCCCUUGACCUUUAAGAUAUAUACAAUGAACCAUGGAAAGAAGAGAAGUUAUUGAUUUAAGGUUGCUUAAAUGAAUAUUUCGAAACGUAAUUUAGAAAAUGUUUUAAAUGAAAAAGGGGUGGGGUGGGGGAAUAUUGCAUCCUAAUGUUCAUUUCCUCUCGCUUGCAGCCCUGAAACUAUGCGCAUGUCCCGAGGAGGCAGCUCUGGCCACCUCAAGUGUGGCAAGGGCACAACGUAUGAGGGUGGAGUGAGGGAGCCUGCUGUGGCCCACUGGCCAGGCCGCAUUGCCCCAGGUACGUCCGGCCCUUGCAGCCUCAGGGUUGCAGCAACUGCUAGAGCAGGUGCAGUCCUGCAUCCAGGGGUGGAGCAAGGUGAGGGCAAUGGGGGCGGGCCGCCCCAGGUAUCAUUACCGGGGUGACAUUCGGCACACUGCAUGCCUGUGAUUCCCGCCUACUGCAAUCUGUCAGGGGAAUUGAUGGAUCUGGGCCACUUUGCCGGCAGCCUUCCCCCACCCCCCACCCCGUUUUGACAGCCCCACGUUCCCUGGCUGCUUUAGGAGGCAGGGAGGCAGGCAAGCAAACAAGCAAAGGGCGAAGGGAAGAAGAGAAGGAGAAUCUCCCUCAACUCAGGACCCAAAGCCUGUAACCCCAAAAGAAGCUCAAGAACUUUGGCCAACCCUCCCCUUAAAAAAAAGGGAUGCGGGUGGCGCUGUGGGUUAAACCACAGAGCCUAGGACUUGCCGAUCAGAAGGUCAGUGGUUCGAAUCCCCGCCACGGGGUGAGCUCCCAUUGCUCGGUCCCUGCUCCUGCCCACCUAGCAGUUCCAAAUCACGUCAAAGUGCAAGUAGAUAAAUAGGUACCGCUUCGGCGGGAAGGUAAACGGCGUUUCCGUGUGCUGCUUUGGUUCACCAGAAGUGGCAUAGUCAUGCUGGCCACAUGACCCGGAAGCUGUACGCCAGCUCCCUCGGCCAGUAAAGCGAGAUGAGCGCCGUAACCCCAGAAUUGGCCACGACUGGACCUGACGGUCAGGGGUCCCUUUACCUUUACCCCUAAAAAAAACUCAACAACUCCUGGCAAUGACAAUGGGUAGAUCACAGCCAGUCUUUUUAUACUGUGAGUAGAUCGCAGUCUCUUGGGAGUCCAACUAGAUUUCAGGGGGGAGGGGGUGACAAGAAAUUUUCCACACCGGGUAUCACCUAACCUUGCUAUGCCACUGCUUGCAUCUGCCCUGGCUACCCUUCCUGCCUUGUGUUCAGAGGAUGCCACAGCGCAUGUCUUCCAAAUUGGGGCUGGGCACCUGGUGUGUGUUUUUUUUUUAAAAAAUAUUUUUUAAAGGACUGCCUCCCCAUCCUGGACCUUGCAGGUCGUGUUUACAAUCUAGCAGGAAGUACAGGGGUUGCUUUGGCUGGCGGUGAAACUGGGUGUAUUGCUUGCCUGUCGGUUACAUGGGGGUGUUAUAAUUAAUACUAUUUUUAAUGGAUUUCUAGGGGGUAUACCCUCCCCGGGUGGGCUAAAACAAGUCAACGCCAAAAUUUAAAGUACCAUACCCCAAUUGUCUUUCGCUGCUCCUUCUUUUCCUGUCUGUUUCUGCAUUCAGGUGUGACCCAUGAGCUGGCUAGCACCCUAGACAUCCUGCCUACCGUGGCGGCCUUGGCUGGGGUUCCUCUCCCCAAUGUCACACUGGACGGCUACAACCUCAGCCCCAUCCUCUUUGGAAGUGGGAAGGUGAGCUUCCGGUUGGUUUCUCCUUCUCAGCAGCGGCUGUCACAGUCAGUGUGAAUUGAAAUGGGCUGCUGGGGGGGGGCAGGUAGGGGCAGAGAAGCGGGGUGGUCCAUUGACCCCUCUGCACUCCAUCCUGCUUCCUUGGUGCCACUGCAGACUGGUCUUCCGGGAUUGCAGCAGUUCCACCACGUUCCCUCCGACACCAUUUGAGGGACCGCAAGGCUUCGAGCGAAUCUCUGAGGCCGUGGUGCUUGGGGGGAGCUUGGUGACGCUGGAGAGCAGCUUGAGAAGUGUGCUGGAUUUAGGUUUGAUGAGGCCCUAAGCUACUGAAGGUAAUGGGGCCCUUGAUAUGUCCAGCUGCUGCUGCUGGAGCAAACACUUCUGUGCUUCCAGGUAAGGUUAGGCUAAGCAUGUGGGAAUGUUAAGGAUAGUAGGAGAGGAUAUAUUGAUUAAAUAUUAUCCUUCCUUCACUCACUCUCGUGAGUCAUGUAGCAGAGCAGAAAGCUAGUUUGCAGAUUAGUUUGAAUCUCUUUAGUUAAGCAGAUUGGAUUAUUCCUGGUGUCCCCUUUUAUCCUUCUUAAAAGAAUAAGGACACAAGUGUCUUUCCUUAAAAGUAACAAGAGGUUUACUCACAUUCAGUUCACGGUAUGAUCCUCGAAGGCUUUAGCUAGUACAGUGGUACCUCGGGUUACAUACGCUUCAGGUUACUUAUGCUUCAGGUUACAGACUCUGUUAACCCAGAAAUAGUACCUCGGGUUAAGAACUUUGCUUCAGGAUGAGAACAGAAAUCGUGCAACGGCAGCACGGCGGCAGCAGGAGGAUCCAUUAGCUAAAGUGGUGCUUCAGGUUAAGAACAGUUUCAGGUUAAGAAUGGAGCUCCGGAACGAAUUAAGUUCUUAACCCGAGGUACCACUGUAGUUACAAAUACAGAGAAAAGUGUGGCUUACAUCCUUUGUAAGGAUCAAAGCCCAUGUGCUGCUGGCUGAGAGCCAGCAGACAGCAAAAUGCAUUAAGAGAACAGCAUCAAGAGAACAAAAAUGGCAGCAGGAGAGCAGUAUGGAAUCGAGAGAGAGAGAUGGCUGCGUGACUCAUCUCUUUUAUGGAGUCAGCCAGAGCCAGGCCCAUCUCCCUGGUCACAUGCAGGGGGGGGAUGCGCCAGACCAGUGGAACAGGAAGUUACACUGACUGGAUGUCCCCCUGCCUGUGCCCACGCUAGGGAAAUAAGAAAUGUUGCGUUUGACUGCACCAAUGAAUUACACCCCACAAAGCAGAUCUGUCGCUGAAGGCGUCCCGCUCAACGUUUUCUCUCUUGGCAGCCAGUGAAGUGGAAAAUCUCAUGCUUUGCAUAUUACCUUCCCCACAUUGUUGUUCCUUAAAUUUAUAUGCUGCCUUUCAACCAAAUAUCACAAGGCAUAUCAUUCUGGCUCCUCUUUCAGAGUCCCCGUCAGACCAUGUUCUAUUACCCCCCAGCCCCCAGCCAGUCGCUCGGCGUCUUCGCAGUCCGCUAUGGAAAAUACAAAGCCCACUUCUUCACGCAAGGUAAGCCCAGGGCCUGAUCCUGCCUUGCUCUCCCUGUGGUCAUCUGAACCCCUUCCUGACCUGGGAUGGCAAUGGUGCGCCAUGUCUCCUUUUUGUGUCAUUGCAGGAGCCUUCCUUAGCGACACGACCCCCGACCGGGACUGCCAUGGGUUGACCCCCCUGACGGGCCACGAGCCCCCGCUGCUCUUUGACCUGGACUCAGAUCCUGCGGAGAAUUACAACCUCCUUCAAGGCGGGCCUGUGGGACCCGACGUCCUGUCUGCCCUCAAGGAGCUCUGUCUGCAGAAGGCGCUUUUCGAUAAACAGAUGGAGUUUGGGGAGAGUCAGCUUGCGAGGGGCAGUGAUCCGUCGCUGGAGCCCUGCUGUUCUCCUUCGUGUAGCCCAAAGCCUUUGUGCUGCAGCUGCGCGUCGGCCUCUUAG
This is a messenger RNA of Podarcis lilfordi (Lilford's wall lizard), 10821 nucleotides long. The record is from the annotation of a GenBank genome assembly. Lineage: Eukaryota; Metazoa; Chordata; Lepidosauria; Squamata; Lacertidae.